GUGUCUGAGAGAAUGGCGACGCUAGUUGAUCCUGUAGAUGCUCCAGCACCCUUUGGUGGUGUCAGUUGCAUCAGGAACACGGCCUCACCCACGGCCUCGACACAUCACUUCGACGAGGGCAAAUAUCACCUGCUGGUUGUCAUUGGGGAGCUGGUGACUGACGAUCACCUGAAGUGUGCCAUUGCGGACAUUGAGAAAGGAAUUCGUUCAUGGGACACAAAUCUUAUUGAUUGUAACUUGGACCAGGAGCUGAAGCUUUUUGUUUCUCGACACUCUGCCAGGUUUUCAGCUGAUGUGAGAGGGCAAAAGAUUCUGCAUCACAAAAGCAAUGUGCUGGAGACUGUCGUGCUCAUCAACCCCUCAGAUGAAGCUGUUAGCACAGAGGUACGUUUGAUGAUCUCAGACACAGCCCACCAUAAGCUGAUUGUCCUUGCGGGACAGUGCUUUGAAAAUACAGGCGAGCUGAUUCUCCAGUCAGGCUCCUUUUCUUUCUCCAAUUUCAUUAACAUUUUUACAGAUCAAGAGAUUGGGGAGCUUCUAAGCACCAUACAUCCUGCCAACAAAGCCAGUUUAACCCUUUUCUGUCCUGAGCAUGGUGACUGGAAAAACUCCAAUCUGGACAAACACAACUUGCAGGACUUCAUUAAUAUGAAACUUAAUUCCCCAACCAUCCUUCCAGAAAUGGAGGGUCUCUCUGAAUUCACAGAGUACCUCUCAGAAUCUGUUGAGAUCCCAUCUCCAUUUGACAUGCUGGAACCUCCAACCUCAGGAGGGUUCCUUAAAUUAUCUAAACCAUGUUGCUAUAUUUUCCCUGGUGGGCGAGGCGAUUCAGCAUUGUUUGCAGUUAAUGGCUUCAACAUGCUUAUUAAUGGUGGAUCUGAUAGAAAGUCUUGUUUUUGGAAGUUGGUGCGACAUUUGGACCGAGUGGAUUCUAUUCUAUUAACACACAUUGGAGAUGACAACCUUCCUGGUAUCAAUAGCAUGCUGCAGCGCAAAAUGGCUGAACUUGAAGAGGAGCAGUCACAGGGAUCCACAGCUAACAGUGACUGGACAAAGAAUAUGAUCUCACCUGAUAUUGGUGUUAUGUUUGUCAACAUGCCCCAGAACCUGGAGAUCCCAGAACCGAACUACAAGAUCAGAAGAAAUGCUGAGGAGGCAUCUCUCACUCUUCACUACCUAAACAAGUUGUCUUUAAAAUCUGAACCUCUGCACAGGAAUAUAGGGAAUUCAGUAGAUCCCAUUAUACUUUUCCAGAAAAUGGGUGUUGGAAAGCUUGAAAUGUAUGUUCUCAACCCAGCUAAGAAUAGCAAGGAUUUGCUGUACUUUCUGAAAGAGUGGACUGGCAGUGAAACAGACAAAUCUGCCAUCUUGUUACCAAAUGGAAAGGAAUCAGAGCUUCCAAUCUCAUAUUUGUCUUCUAUCUCUUCAUUGAUUGUGUGGCAUCCUGCUAACCCAUGCGAGAAAAUAAUUCGUGUUCUUUUCCCAGGUAAUUCCACUCAGUAUAAUAUUCUUGAAGGUCUAGAGAAACUUAAACACUUAGACUUCCUCAAACAUGCUGUUGUCACACAGAAAGAGCUUUCGUCAAAUGUAGCCCCAACACUCAAACAAGCAAAGCUGAAGCAUAAGACAGACAGCAAGGAGAGCCUAAAGUCCACAUCAAAACCAUCCCCAAGCAAAAACCUCCAGAAAGAGUUAAAAGAAGAAACCCCUGAAAAAGUAAAAACACUUAGUAAAGCUGACUCCAUUCGUUCUGUGGAAACUCAAGAGCUGACACAAAAAACAGAGAAGAAAGAAAAAACACUUGUGAAAAAAGUGAAAGCUGGAGAGAAGGACAUUAAAAGCAAAAGUGAGCAAACACCCAAAAUUGACACUCCUGAAAAAAAGAAAUCUGACAUAAAACAAAAAACGAUAAAAAAAGAGACAAAGAAAAUAGUGGAAAAGAGUGAGGCUGAUAAAAAGGAUGACAAGCCAAUGCCCAAGAAAGAAGAAAAGGUCAAAAAAGAAGAGAAGGUGAAGAAAGAGGAGGCAAAGAAGGAGAUGAAAAGACGAGACAUUAAGAAAGAUUCCCUUUUGAAGGCAAAAAGGAAAGAAGAAAAGAAAGAAAUGCAGAAAGAUGAAAAAGAGCCUAAAAGAGAUAUGAGGAAAUCUGGAAGCUUAAAUAAAAAUGCCCCUGGGGCAGCUGAGGUGAAAAAAACUGCACCAAAGCCAAAGGUUGCAACAAGAGGAAAGGGACCUGGUAGUCCUGCAAAAUCCAAAGACAAGGCUAAGUCCAAGCCCAUUAGAAAAGAUGCUGGAGAAUCAGUGGUAGCACCUUCUGCUUCAGGUGCUACUGUUGAAGGGCCUGCUACUGAAGCCACAGAUGCUCUUGAAGUAGAGAGAUCAUUGAUGUCUUCUCCAGAGGACCUCACCAAAGACUUUGAGGCUCUGAAAGCAGAGGAGAUUGUUGAAGAUGAUGAAAUCCUAUCUCAGACCAUAAUAGAAGAUUCUGAUCAAGGACAAAUGGUCAAGUGUGAAGACAUAACUCUUUGCAAAGAGUCUCCAGAAGCACCAGAGUCCCUGGAUGAAGGAAUAGCAACCACAGAAGCUGGAGAGGAGGAGGAGGAAUGUGGAUGUACUCCAGGGGAUCUAGAAACAAAUCAAAAAAGCACUGGCACCAGUGAAAAAUUUGAAGAUGAGGGAACAGGGCUGGAAGAGUCAUCUGAGACAGGAGACUAUGAAGAAAAGGGCGAUACAGAGGAAGUGGAUGAGCAGGAACGAAUAAUAGCCAAGUUAAUAGUUGAAGGAGAGCAAGAAGAGCAGGAAAACACAGGUGGAUUAGAUGAUAGUGCAGGAGAACCACAUUAUGGGCAAGACAAAGAAACUGAGAUGCAGAAUUUGAUAGUAACCACACCUCAAAAGCUCUGUGAACCUGUGUCACCCACUGCUUCUAUUCAUGAUGAAACCCUGCCAGCAGGUUCAGAAAGUGAGUCUGCCUCUGAUGAUGAAAAUCGAGAUGAGCCUGCAGAAGAAUAUACCACAUCAGUACUCACUCAGUCUACAAUUGAGAUAUCAAGUGUUCCAACUCCUAUGGAUGAAAUGUCAACUCCAAGAGACAUAAUGAGUGACGAGACUAUGAAUGAUGAGACUGAUUCUCCCUCUCAAGAUUUUGUCAGAUAUGGAAUCACUACAGAUUAUGAACGGAAGAAACUUUCACCUCUCCAAGAUCUUCCUGAGUUAGAUCAUUCAAAGAGUGAUGCUACAGAGGGGCAUGAUUAUCAUGCUUCAGCUUCUACCAUUUCACCACCUUCUUCACUGGAGGAAGACAAAUCUGGCAAGGAAUGUUUGGCUAAAGAUAAUUUCCCUUUUGAUUCACACAGGCUCACUGAUUCCACUACAACUUUGCCUCUUGUUAGAUCACCGUCAGGUGACCAAAAUAUGAACAUUGCAUAUGUUCAUACAGGUGUGUCUUCACCAAUUGAGCUGGGCACCACACUUUCAGGAAUGUCAAAAGGAAUGGACUCCUCAUACAGUCCAGAUGAGAAAACAUUAGAGGGUCCUUUGUCUCCUCAGUCCUCAGGUCAUACACCUUACUAUCAAUCCCCAGUGGAGGAGAAAGCUGGCAAUCUAUCAAUGGAGGAAUCAUCCAAGCCCCAGGGUCCUAUUAUUGUUGACAUCACAAGUGACAAAGAAUACUCUCCUAGAGAGUCUAGUCCUAUUGAUGAAGCUGUACCCAUGCCACAAUUGGGAAAGGUGAAAUCACCAAGUUAUGAAGCGAACUCUUUAACCAAGGAAGGAGAAUCUUAUUUCGAACUCGACCACAAGAACUUAAGCCAGACUGACAAUAAUGGUAAAAUGUCAGCAACUGAUAGUUCUUCACUUACAUCUUCACUGCCACCAGCUAAAGUAGACAGUCUGUCUGAUACAAAUCCUUUUGCAACAUUUAAAGAGAACAGCAAAAUGCCAAUAUCUGAGGGAACCACAUCAGAUAAGUCUGGUACUCCAGUUGAUGAGGUUGUUGCAGAGGAUAUAUUUUCUCACAUUGCCUCUGCUUCAACAGCAUCUCUUGCAACAAGCUCUUUACCUGAACCAACAACUGAUGAUGUCUCCCCAUCACUACAUGCUGAGGUGGGCUCCCCUCAUUCCACUGAGGUAGAUGACUCUCUCUCUGUCUCAGUUGUUCAGACCCCAACUACAAUGCAAGAAGCAGAAGUCUCUCCAUCUAAAGAGUACAGUACUAGGCCUAUGUCAAUCCCCCCUGAUGUUUCACCAAAAACAGCCAACUUGAGAAUGCCUCAACUUGAAAAAAAAUCCCCUGAACAGUCCAUGUCAAUUGAGUGUGGCCACAAAUCCCCAGAACACUCAUUUGCACUUGAUUUCAGCAAGCAGUCACCAGAUCAUCCAUCCAUAGGAGGAAUUCAGCGUAAAGCCACUGAAAAUGGCCCAACAGAAGUUGAUUACAGCCCCUCAGAUGGAGCUGAUGUCAUGGGAGAACAGGGCAGACCUGGGGAAACUGAGAAGAAGCCAAUGCUUUUCAAAGAGUCUGAUAGCACCCAGGUUGCCUCUGCUUCCCCAUCAGAUGCCUCUCAGUCCACCCCAUCAGUUACUACACCUUCCCAAAUUGGGGAGCCAAAAGAAAUGUUCCUAACUACAGGUCCUUUUUCAGAGUCUAUAACUCCAAAACUGUCACCCCAAAAUCAGUCCCUUUCUCCCCAAUCUCCUGACUCAUCUCUUGUUCUAGGCAGACCAAGUACCUUGUAUGAAGGAACAGACAAAGGUAAAACAAGUCCCACCUCACUUUACCAUGAGAGCAGUAUGCCUAUAACAGAGGACACCCAACAGAAUUUGGAUAAAAUAAAGGCUAUGUCACCCUCAUCUCCUACUGUUUUAUCUUGUCUUUCUCAGAAGACAGAUGAGCUUAAAAUUAGCCUAGCAACCAAUCCCUUUACAGACUCGAAAUCCCCCAUCAGUCCAGAAAUAUCAUCUCCAUCCCAACGUUCUCCCUCUUCCAAUCAGACAAAGGCUAAAGAUAAUUUUUCCAGCAGCUCCACUUCAUGUUUCCACACCACUCAAUAUGGCGAAUCUACCAAGAAAUGUGAUGAUAGAUCUAGAAUGCCAGAUACCUCAAAUAAAAGCCUUUCUCAGUCACGUGCAGAUGUGGACUUGUGUUUGGUGACCUCCUGUGAAUACAGACAUCCAAAGACAGAGCUUUCUCCCUCCUUUAUAAACCCCAGCCCUCUUGAAUACUUCAUGAAUGAGGAAAAUCCUCUUGAGGAAGAAAAGCCACUUGCUAAGUCUGGAGGAGGACAACCUCCACCUGGAGAAAAACAGCAGAGCAAGCAGUGUGAGGAAACUCCACCAACCUCUGUAAGUGAAUCAGCACCCUCUCAAACUGACUCUGAUGUUCCUCCUGGCACAGAGGAGUGUCCAUCAAUAACUGCAGAUGCAAAUAUUGACUCUGAGGAUGACUCAGAAACAUUACCAACAGAUAGGACUCUCACUUAUCGUCAUGCAGACCCAUCUCCAGUUACGCUCAGAGACACUGCUCCUGCUCCUCCACAUCCUGAUGUCUGCAUGGUGGAUCCAGAGGUCCUCAAGGCUGAGGAGGCAUCCCAAAAAGAGGAGGGAGGGACACCUAAAAAGAACAAAAUCAGCAGCAAGACCAAGUCAUCUGCAACAAAAAGCUUGACAAAAGCAAUUGUCAUGAAAGAGAUAAAAACAUCCUCUCCAAAAAAGACUACAGAGAAUAAAGAUACCAAAAAUGCUACCAAUACCUCUGCAUCAAAGGGAGCGAAAAGCAACACUUCAGGAGGCACCAAGUCUAGCAACGGAAUGUCAGUACCUAACUGUCCUCCAAUGUAUAUGGAUCUAGUUUACAUCCCAAAUCACUGCAAUGCCAAGAAUGUGGAUGCUGAGUUCUUUAAACGGAUUAGAUCCUCCUACUAUGUAGUGAGUGGCAAUGAUCCAACAGCACAAGAGCCCAGUAAGGCAGUCCUUGAUGCUGUGUUAGAAGGAAAGAGCCAAUGGGGAAAUAAUAUGCAGGUCACACUGAUCCCAACCCAUGAUACAGAAGUUAUGAGGGAGUGGUAUCAGGAAACCCACGAGAAGCAGCAAGACUUAAACAUUAUGGUUUUGGCGAGCAGCAGCACUGUCGUUAUGCAAGAUGAAUCUUUCCCUGCAUGUAAGAUUGAGCUGUGAUUGUCAUGACUCAUGAUCAACAAUACAGAUGGUGUAUAUUGAAGAACAAAACAAUUGAAAAGCUUACUACACAUAAUUACAAAAGCAAAUGUUUUGAAUCACAUUCCAAAUACUAAAUGGGGGAACCAGUAGUUAAAAUGUUUCUCAAUAUAAUUAUCUAAUCCAUUUUGAGGCCUCAAAUUGUGAAAACAUUUGGAAUAAAAGGAUUAUGCAAAGGUUUUUUUGACCAUGCCCAGAGCAGAGUUUGGUGUGUAUGAAACCUCCUCAAACACACCCACACAAAACACACUCACACACACACACACAUACACAAAAGACACACAAACACACACAUUGUCCGUCAAUAAACAAUGUACUGAGCAGUUCCAAUAAAACUUAACCUAGUACUAAUCAUUUAAAAACAGUUGAUACGUGUAUCAAAUUAGCAAAAAAAGGACUGAAGAAUUGUUUUAAUGUCUUAAAAAGUUAAACUGAAUGUACAAUAAACAUGAUGCACUUAAUAUGAGGACAAUGAAUGGUGAGUAUGAUCCUCAACCACAUACAAGACACAAAACAAAUGACAUAUAUAUGAUGCAAAGGCAACAUAAAAGAUCAUAUUCCAGCAGCACUGAGUUGUGUAAUACUUGCAUAAAAUAUGAAUACGAGGCUUGCCACAUUUGUGAAUAAAUAAAAUUUACUUUUGAGUAAGUAAAAUGGAAAAUGGAAUUUAUGGAACAUUAAAUUCCAUAAAUAAUACAUUAAAACCUAAACGAUAUAUAGUCAACAUUCAUAUUUUACCUCUUCCUCCAGGACUAGCAAACAAUAUACUGACUUGUUUUCUGACACCAGUGUAAUAGACAUUCAUUGUAGGAGAUAAAUUUUUUUAAACUACCCAUCAUUAGCUUGAUAUCCUGUGAAUUUUACACCAGCUUUUUAAUUUAAAUAGGUAAAAAUUUAAUGUUUGAAAAACUCGUAACUCAUCAAUCUGUACUGCUUAUUAUUUGCUCACAUUAUGAUAUGUUUUAUCCUUUUAACUGAUUAAUACAGUUACCGUGUCUUACAAUGCCUUAUUUAUUGCUUCAUUCAUUAUAAAUUUAGAAAGUUGUCAAAUUUCAAAAAACAAAAAUAAUAAUUUGAAUUAUUAACUAUUGCUUUCUUCUUUCUCACAACUGAGUUUUCGAAGUUUAAAGAUAUUCAGCAUUGUUUGUCCAAAUCUUAUCCAUCUACAAUUUUUAUUUUCUUAGUUUGUCAAUGUUGCUAAGAGCCAUCCAGAUUAUGGUACAUUGAAUGUGAUGAAUCAGAAAACUUUCCUUUCCUUAGGAAUCUUUUAUAAAAUUGCACUGUACUGUAAUUAUAAAUAGUUUGGUGACAGAGUGAGUGGCCAGAUGUGCAUGUAUAAUAUAUUACACUUCACAUUUAUCUGUACUUUCUUUCACUGAGGAGAAACUCAUUACAAUUGCAAGGAAAUUACAGAAAUAAUUCACAGUUGGAGAAACAUAAACUCGGACCAGGUUUAUUGCAUUUAAUCAAUAGCGACAGUGACUGAUGUUAGAAGUACAGUACACUUGUUAACAAACGUCUUAAACUUCACAAUAUAUGUCACAAUUCAGAACUGGAAAAUUCUCUAAUUCCAUAAUAACAGCAGCAACAGGCAACAGACGCAAACCACAUGCUUCAGCAAAAUGCAUUAUUGUUCACCUGCAAGACAUCUAAAUGGCUAAAAACACUUUGCUCAUUCAAUCUAUUUCAGCUCUCUAUUAAACUAUUAAACACUUGUCUUCACUUUCUCCUCUCAAACCUUCACAAUCUCUCCUCAAUUACACCUUCAUGUGCUAGUAAGAAUAUGUCUGCAGUUGUGUAUGAAUUAUAACUUGUGAACUUGCAUCUUUCCUCUUUUCAUUCCUAAUCUCAUAUCUAGAGUUAAUAGUCUCCAAUUAAAGUAUUACUUGUGCUUUUUCUGAUGUUUGUGUGCGAUAUCUCUUCACAAAUCUGGGAUGUUUGAUGUAAAGGAACUUACAGUUAAAAAGAGGGAACAUCAGCCCACAAUAAAUAGUUUU
Messenger RNA from Xyrauchen texanus (razorback sucker), 8210 nucleotides. RefSeq names its product microtubule-associated protein 1B-like. Gene Ontology annotation, cellular component: cytosol; neuronal cell body; dendrite. NCBI's taxonomy places the organism in Eukaryota, Metazoa, Chordata, Actinopteri, Cypriniformes, Catostomidae. Gene Ontology annotation, molecular function: microtubule binding; actin binding. The transcript has 7 exons. Bases 13 to 6174 code for a protein of 2053 amino acids. Gene Ontology annotation, biological process: microtubule cytoskeleton organization; dendrite development; axonogenesis. The record is from RefSeq and is a predicted model, not a curated record.